GGGAAAAAAAUCAAAAAAAUGUGGAGCGGAAGCCGAGCCUUCUUCCUCUGCGCCCCGCCCUCCCUCGCCUUCCUCGUCCCUUCCCUCGCCGCCGCCUCCGCCGCCGCCGCCCCCACCGCCUCCGGUCCCGGCUCAACCCGCUCGGGCCCCGCCCUCCCUCGCCGCCGAUCCCCGCGCGCCGCCGCAUGGCCACGGAGGCCUCCGCCGCCGCCUCGCCGUCGGGCGACGCCGCCGGCUCCCCGGGAGUCGAGAAGCGGACCGCUCCCGCCUCCGCUUCUCCUCUUCCUCCGUCGCCGUCGCCGUCGCCUUCUUCCGCGUCCUCCGCCAUCGACUUCCUCACUCUCUGCCACCGCCUUAAGACGACCAAAAGAGCUGGUUGGGUGAAGAGAGAUGUAAAGGAUCCAGAGUCCAUAGGGGACCAUAUGUAUCGAAUGGGAUUGAUGGCGCUUAUUGCUUCGGAUAUUCCUGGUGUUGACCGCAACAAGUGUAUAAAAAUGGCAAUUGUACAUGACAUAGCUGAAGCUAUUGUUGGCGAUAUAACCCCUUCUGAUGGCAUCUCAAAGGUGGAGAAAAGCCGAAGAGAGAGGGAAGCAUUAGAUCAUAUGUGCAGAUUACUUGGUGGAGAAUCACAGGCAAAGGAGAUAAAUGAACUAUGGAUGGAGUAUGAGGCAAAUUUAUCACCAGAAGCCAAAGUUGUUAAGGAUUUGGACAAGGUGGAGAUGAUACUUCAAGCCCUGGAGUAUGAAAAUGAGCAAGGGAAGGAUCUCGACGAGUUUUUUGUGUCGACUGCUGGAAAAUUUCAGACCGAGUUGGGCAAAGCUUGGGCAUCAGAGAUAGCAUCAAGAAGGAAAAGGCAGUAGUUAAAAUAUUUUUGAAGUUUUUCAAAUUUGAAUCUACGGUACUUCAGGCAAGUGAUAUGAACGUCAUGGAAAUUAAUGACCCUAUUUCAGUGAAAUGGUUGGUAGCAUCUGCUCUC
Molecule: messenger RNA, 976 nt
Organism: Eucalyptus grandis
Lineage: Eukaryota; Viridiplantae; Streptophyta; Magnoliopsida; Myrtales; Myrtaceae
Product: 5'-deoxynucleotidase HDDC2
Exons: 8
Coding region: 186-860 (224 amino acids)
Cellular component (GO): cytoplasm
Molecular function (GO): 5'-deoxynucleotidase activity
Source: RefSeq, a predicted model, not a curated record